AUGACCUCGUACCGAUAUUCAUCUUCAAUGGACCUCAUCACAGCGCCCGUCCAUGCCCCACUAAUGCCGCAUAAUUUCUCCCAAGGAUGCUCAAGCGGGCAUCAGGAUGAUCUAGCUUCUGGCCACAGCCAGCCCAGUCCUUCGCAACGCCUGCUCUCUCGAAUGCUUCCAGUCCAGGCACCGCUAUCCCAGCACGCAGCUUCACGGUCACCACAGCCGCACCACAUAUCUACAUCAUCGGGGGCAGCGUCGUUGGCUUUCUCUACCACACAGCAUUCAGCCACAGCUGCAUCGGCACAGUCGGCAGACGCCGCCCCACACAAGUCAAGCCUAAGACUGAGCCACCCACCUCCAGCCCCUUCAUCCUCACAUCUGCACCAGGUCACUCCUCAGUCCAAGCGAGCACGUAUCGAUCGCGACUCCAGGUCAGCCAGCUCGACAACUUCACCCUUUCCCUCGAGCAACAACAGCCUUCUCAAGUCCAAUCAAAGCUCAGCACCCACCGGCCCUCUGUCCUCGCCUGCUAUGCCAAACGUGCGGCCGCUUUCAGGAAUAGUAAGACCGCUGCCCAUGCCGCCUACAUCUCCUUCACAGCGUCCACCUGCGUCAGACGCUCGCAAUCGCCAUUUGAUACCCAUGCCACAACACAGUGUGGAAGACCUUGCCAAGCUUUUGCCCCCACGCCAGCCUGCCGCCGUGUCACCUCAGCGACCGGAUGUUCCGCGGCGCUCUGUGCUCCAGGCGAUACCAGCGCAACCUCCGUUGCCAAUACCGCCACCUCGCAGCCCUGUCGCCCAGCAUCAGCGUCUAUACCCUCUUCCGUCUGCGCCAGAAGCUCUACCGAACAGAACCUCGUGGUCAUUGACAGGUUUUCGAUCCUUCGACCUCGACCUCGAUCGCAUUGCCGAGGUUCAACGCCUGGAUCAGUCACGCAGCGACGAACCGACCGAAGAGCAGACAGCAUCCAAAGACGCGGCAGGUGCACCAGCAGCAUUGGAAAUGGCUUCCAACCAUGGUCGGAUAAGUGGCUCAUCACUCGGCCUUCCAGAUCGAGGCUUGCCGUCUGGUUCCAUCUUCGAAGUGCUCGGUCCGCCUGGCAGUGGCAAGUCCCAUUUCGUUAUUCAAUAUGCCAUCACCGAGCGUUUACGAGCGCUCGGUCGAGCUCGAAGCUCACUGAUGAUGUACGAAGACCAAGACGAAGCUUCGAUGCAUGAUGAAGAGCAUCAGGGAACGACCUUCACGGACUCGAGCUACUUUUCGGAGGAUUUCUGGGAUGCAGAGAUAGCGCAGGCUGAUCAGGUGCUCAUGAUCGACUGCGAAGGAGCACUUACACCAGAAAGGCUUGCCUAUGCCGCUUGGAGCGCUACUAUCUCUCUGUGGACCACCACACGUCAACAUCACAGCCCAGCAAAUAAUGAAGCAACUCACGUCGUCACGUCGACGGAGAUCAAGUCUUCUGCUCAGCAACGCGCGGACAUGCCGGAAGUGGUGCGUCGUCUAGUCGCUGCCGUCCUCGCAGGCAUUCAUGUCAGUCACGUCACAAGCUUGGCCGAUUUGAUUGCUCUGCUACGCUCUUUGCGGCCGACAGAUGACUUGCGAGACCGACAGGGGGAGAAAUUGCUCCCAUCAGCGAUGCCGGCCAGGACGUCUUUGAUCCUCAUUGAUACGCUGUCCUACCACAUCCGCUCUUCUGGCGGCAGCACUCAGGACCGUAAGUUUGCUGCACAAAGCAGCGAGCGCAUUCGUGAUAUGCUGCUCCGGCUUCAGAAGCCGUACGAGUACUGCCCGCAACCCGAGUUGACUCUGGAGGAGAACGAAGCAGCCAAACAGAGAUGUAUCGAGGCCGCAUCGAAGUUGUGCACACCAACGAUCGUGUUUACAAACCAGCUUGGCAUCCGCAGAGGGCGCGACGAGUUGCAGGCAUCAGGCCGAGCAAGUCCCUCAGGCAGACCUGCAAUGGGCACAAGCUCCUAUCGAUCGUUCGGCAAGAACAGCGCUCGAGCAGAAGGCACGUCUAUGCUCGCGCCCCUGUUGAACGGACAACGACUGCCUCAGUCGGCAAGAGUGCGAAACGAGCGACCACCUCCCAGUGUAGCACUUUGCGGGCCAGAAAUGUGGGAUGAAGAGAAAGGCCAAGCAGCAUCAGCCAAAGCGUCAGCAUCGCCGCGUCAGUCGCAGCAGCUCCGGGGCCGCAGUGCAGGGGCAACAAAGCCUAUGGGGCACAACCGAGGCUGGCCGCUCAGCUUUCUUGGUCAAGAUGUGUGGCGGAUACUGCUGUUCCGGCACGGUACUUUCGGACAUAGAUAUGCGCAGAUGGCCUCGGUGCCACCGAUAGUGCAAAGCGAGCUGGCAAGUCUUUGGACACAGGCGAGGCAACGUAUGCGUGCUCGAGAAGCGGAGGCGGCGCGGUCUGAGGAACAGCGAGCUUCAUCCGCCCUAGCUGGAUCUGCUGCUGAACAACGGGCCCCGUCAGAGCCAGCAGCAAAUUCGUCUGAUGCCCAGCGAGGCAGCCUGCAGCUAUCUGAUGCUCCCACGAUUUCUGCAAGGGAAACAAUCGCGGAGAACAUGGACAAACAGAUGCUUGAUUUGCUGGGUCGGCUAAGGUCGAGCUUGUUUUCCUGGCGUCCAUUCAGCUCGUAG
Molecule: messenger RNA, 2640 nt
Organism: Ustilago hordei
Lineage: Eukaryota; Fungi; Basidiomycota; Ustilaginomycetes; Ustilaginales; Ustilaginaceae
Exons: 1
Coding region: 1-2640 (879 amino acids)
Biological process (GO): reciprocal meiotic recombination; meiotic DNA recombinase assembly
Cellular component (GO): replication fork; Rad51C-XRCC3 complex; Rad51B-Rad51C-Rad51D-XRCC2 complex
Molecular function (GO): crossover junction DNA endonuclease activity; four-way junction DNA binding
Source: RefSeq, a predicted model, not a curated record